Messenger RNA from Conger conger (European conger), 5421 nucleotides. It is a transcript of the gene lonrf4, whose product is annotated as LON peptidase N-terminal domain and ring finger 4. Lineage: Eukaryota; Metazoa; Chordata; Actinopteri; Anguilliformes; Congridae. Gene Ontology annotation, biological process: protein ubiquitination. The record is from RefSeq and is a predicted model, not a curated record. Gene Ontology annotation, molecular function: protein binding; ubiquitin-protein transferase activity. The transcript has 13 exons. The coding region runs from base 657 to 2438 and encodes 593 amino acids.
CCUUUAUUUAUGUAAUGCAAUGGUGUAAAAGCAAACCAGUUCUACUUAUGUGGUCUUAGGCGAGGUAAUGUUCAGCUGGGCGCUUGAAAUAAAAAAAUCAAAUAAUCUGGGUACAGGAAGCUCAAUUCGGAGGUGAUCUUUUCAGCUCGGCACUGAUGGAGUUUGGUAGUGUUGACCCACUGACGGCGACCACGCUAUUGGAACAGAAACGCAGAGUAGGCUACAUAUUCAGUAUGAACGGAAUGAGAUGCUAAUGUUGCACGUUGCAUAUAAAAGACUAAGUUAUGAUUAGCAACGGAUAACGUGUAUGAAUGACCGACUAUUUUUACUGCAUUUUCAGUAAAAAUUACCAGACAAUGUCGUGGUAAAACUGACAGAGUGGGGAUGUUGGCACAUUGGCGAAAUGUCUUUCCUUAUCUUAGAUAACAAAGAUCAUGCUUUAUGUCCUUUCAAAUUUCUGAACCGAGUGGAUGCUUUUAUUAGGCGAGAGGGACACAUUUGCUGCAUUUUCGGAAUCAAUUAAACGGAAUCUAGCAGCAUAGGCUAUUUUCUUCAUUCAAAUAGUUUUUAAAUUAACCGAUCUCUUUUUUGGUCUUACUUUCACUUGAAAGCGAUCACCUGUGGUCAGUAGAAAUCAAACCCGAUCGUAAGCGAACAUGGACUUUCUGGAGUGUCCGAUCUGCGAGUUCCUGAUGUGUGAACCGGUGACGGUCCCCUGUGGUCAUUCGUUCUGCCGAAGGUGCGUCGGGACCUGUCUGACCACAAGAUGCCCGGAAUGCAAAGAGAAGCUGAGGCUGAAAGACGUUAAAAACAUCGGAAACAACGUCCUGCUGUUCAGUGUUAUUGAAAAGUGCUGCCCCGAGGACGUGCAACUGAAGUGCCGCUUACGGGAGCGACUGAAAGCGUGCGAGUUUACGCAGGCUUUACGGAUCGUGGAUGAAGGUUUGGAUAUAUACCCGCAGGACGUGAGUCUGAAGCUGUGCCGGGCGGAGGUGUGUGUGGCCCUGCAGCGGUUCUCCGAGGCUCUGCGGGACCUGGAGUCUGUGUGCUGCCUGCGGCCCUCCUGGCCCGAGGGUUUCUUCCUGAAGGGGCGUGUGCUCCAGGCCCUGGGGAGGCCUGCAGACGCCCUCGCCCAGCUGCAGCGCUGCCUCCGGCUGCAGGGAGACUUCACUCCGGCCCACAGGGAGCUCCGCAAGAUUUUGGCGGCGGAGGGGUGGGAGGUCCCGGAGGACACGCCCGGGCUGCUGCAGGUGGUCUCGGGGUACCUGGGGGACCCCUCCUGCCCCGGCACCAGCUCAGGGGCGCCCCCUCAUGGGGAAAGCUCCCCGGUCUCAGCAGCACAGGAAGGGGAGGCAGACAGACAGGAACGCACAGAGCAGGGCGAGGUGAAUCAGUCCUCCAGCGCUGAGUGCUGUCUGAGUCUCUGCCAGGCCGUGUCCUUCCUCCCCAGUGCUGAGGAAGACGAGGAGCUGAUGAUGAGCAAGGAGGAACCGGGGAUGACUGGUAGGGGUGAGGAGCGCAGAGAGGCGUGUCUCAGUGUGCUGACUGUGUCGGACUUUGAGUGCCCCUUGUGCAUCAGGCUGUUUCACGCGCCCGUCACCACCCCGUGUGGCCACACCUUCUGCAGAAGCUGCAUCGAGAGGAGCCUGGAUCACAACCUCCGCUGCCCUCUCUGUAAGCAGCCGCUACACGAGUACCUGAGAAACAGGAAGUACACUGUGACGGUGGUCCUGCAGGAAGUGAUGUCACAGCUGUUUCCCCAGCAGCUGGAGGAGAGGACCCGGGUGCAUGAGGCAGAGAUCGCCGAGCUCUCCAACCUGACGCAGGCGGUGCCGAUCUUCGUGUGCACGGUGGCGUUCCCGGGCGUGUCCUGUCCGCUGCACGUGUUCGAGCCGCGGUACCGCCUCAUGAUGAGACGCUGCAUGGAGACCGGCACCAGGAGGUUCGGCAUGUGCACCUACGAGCCCGGGACAGGCUUUGCGGAUCACGGCUGUAUGCUCGACAUCCUGAGUCUGGAGCCGCUCCCAGACGGCCGCUCGCUCGUGGACACCGUCGGGGGGAAGCGCUUCCGGGUCGUGAGGAGGGGUCAGAGAGACGGCUACCACACCGCUGACAUCGAGUUCCUGCAGGACCAGCAGGUGGAGGGCGCGGAACUUGAUCUGCUGCAGCGUCUCCAUGACAACGUGUACGAGCAGGCGCAGGAUUGGUUCCAGCGGCUGGAUGGGCGUGUCAAGGACCAGAUCAGCAGGCAGUAUGGCACCAUGCCCGAAACACAGGACAACAUUCAGGCCUUGCCGGAUGGGCCGGCCUGGUGCUGGUGGCUCCUGUCAGUGCUGCAGCUGGACCCGGCAUACCAGACCACCAUCCUGUCCCUGCCCUCCCUCAAAGACCGACUGGGCCACCUGCAGCUCGUCCUGGAGUACAUCCCCUCCAGCUAGAGCUCCCCUGGAGCUCACCUGGCUGGGGAACACCUGGAGCUCACCUGGCUGGGGAACACCUGGAGCUCACCUGGCUGGGGCAUACCUGGAGCUCACCUGGACUCGACUCAUGACUGUCCCAGAGGCCUGAAAUAGUGCACAGUUAUACUAAUAAUGCACAAACUCAUGCACACACACGCAUACCCUGCUGUAAAAUCCAGCUAUGACCAGCUCAAAAUGACCAGCUACCCACUGUUUCAGCAUAGCUUGAGCUGUUAUUUUCAGCAGGUUACACACAUAAUUACACGGGCACACACAAAGACUGUUGCAUAUUUUCACACGAACACACACACACUCCACUCCCAUUAUCGUUGAGUGGUGAAUGAUUUGUUUGUGUUUUUCUAGUCGUCACUUUUUUAAAUUGUGUGUCUUUGGGUUUAUAAACAGGAAAUCAACAUGUGAAGCUCAUGUGUGCCUGCAGGGGGCAGCACUGAGGACAGGCUUGGCCUGAUGUCUAAUUUUACAUGCAGUAUAUACUCUAUCUUACUACUAUGAUUUUUGAUAUUAUUUACACUACUUAUUCAUAACAAAAUUUUACGCCCAUCCUCAAUUUUCGAACAGUUUUGAAUGUUUAUGAAUGUAUGAUUGGCAGGUGCAUUCAUGCCUCCCUGUCUCUGAGGUUGUUGGAUGAGAGGGAUGGAUGCUGAGGUGGUGGUGUCACAUUUAAACAGAUUCACACAGUAAAACUUUACACACACAUACACACACAGUGGGCCGAGACUGGGGUUAGUGUAAAUGUCCUCUCCCCAAAAACAAUGUGCCCAGUGUCACACACCAGCUACACUGGUAAGUAAAGUAAAAAAGUAAAAAAAAAAAAAAAAAAGAUGUUGAAUAAGUACUCUAAAUAUGCUGUAGGGAAAAAGCAACAAUUAGCUAGAAACCUUCCCUGUGAACACAACCAGCCUUUUUCACACAUGAAUUAUUUAUUGGAAUCAUUGCCAACCUGGAGUCACGAGACACUGCUUUUCCCCUGGAAUGAUUUAGGAGCGCCAGUCUGUGUGGGCGCUAACGCGAUUGUUUUCGGAAAUGUAAUUUGAAUCGGCUUUGAUGUCUUAAUGGAAGCAUAGCUUCUGUUUCCAUGGAAACCUGAGGGAUCCCUAACACUUCCUGGCCUGUCAGCGGUUCGUGUACUCCAGUGUGGAAUGCUUGGGAGCACUUGGGAAUGCCCGGGAACGCUUGGGAAGGCUUAGGAACGCUCAGGAAUGCUCGGAAAUGCUUGGGUCCGCAGGUGCCAGGACCCACUGUUUCCGUGCGGGACCGGCCUGUUCUGUGUUUGGUGCCUUCAAGCCGUGGGCCUCUCUGUGAUAUUUAGGCUUUUAGAGGCGUGACGUGUGUGUAUGUCUGCUGCCACAGUGCACACGCUACACUGCACACGGCUCACUGAGAGCAUGGGUUUGGAUUUCAGUCCAAAAGAUCUGUCACCAUGCAGAUCACAGCCACCUACAGCUGACCUGUGGAUUUAUUUAUGUUUUAUUUAAGUUCUCAUUGUGUACGCCGAAUUGCUCAUACACUGGCUGCAGCCAACUAUGUGCCAUCUGACAGAUUCUGCCAGAGAAGGCUGUGUUCAGUGGUCCUGCCAGAGAAGGCUGUGUUCAGUGGUUCUGUCAGAGAAGGCUGUGUUCAGUGGUCCUGCCAGAGAAGGCUGUGUUCAGUGGUUCUGCCAGAGAAGGCUGUGUUCAGUGGUCCUGUCAGAGAAGGCUGUGUUCAGUGGUCCUGCCAGAGAAGGCUGUGUUCAGUGGUUCUGUCAGAGAAGGCUGUGUUCAGUGGUCCUGCCAGAGAAGGCUGUGUUCAGUGGUUCUGUCAGAGAAGGCUGUGUUCAGUGGUCCUGCCAGAGAAGGCUGUGUUCAGUGGUUCUGUCAGAGAAGGCUGUGUUCAGUGGUUCUGUCAGAGAAGGCUGUGUUCAGUGGUUCUGUCAGAGAAGGCUGUGUUCAGUGGUUCUGUCAGAGAAGGCUGUGUUCAGUGUCAGAGAAAGCUAUGUUCAGUUAUUACUUGUUUACUAUUGAGUAUAUAAGCUGCAUGUAAGUUGUGUGCAGUAGUAGGCAACAGUUGGCCACAGUCUUCAUACACUCUGAUGAUGGGGCAGUUUGUCUCUUCUGAAAAGGCAGGAAGUUUCUUAAAGGCAUUAAACGGGCAUUGGAUAAUGCUUCAGUGAGAAAUAAAAAUGUAGCACUUGCUAAAGCCUUAAAUAAAAGUGACAAAGUGCAUUGCAGUUAAAUUGAAUCUAGGCGUCAGUAGUGUUGUAGAUAAUCCGGUACAUGUAGAGGAGUUAUUAGACCAGGCUUUCCCUGCGUGUAUCUGGGGCGUGCAUCAUUAACCGGGAAACACAACGCUGCGUUACUGCCCCCAGGGUUACCCGUACAUUCACGAGAAAGCACUCACUCACCGGGAGCUUAUUAUCAUCCAAGUGCCAUGAAACAGACCAUGCAGAUUGUUGUGUGGCAUGAGUUUUCCAUCUGUGUUGCCUUGAAAAAAAAUGACAAAUAAAAUAUACAACACACAAUUUCCUAAAUUAAAGAAACUGCAUUUUUUUAAUAGCACAUAAAACACAAUGCAAGGCUUGGGCAAAUGUAUUUACAGUCCACAAAGUUAAAGCCUUGUGUGUGUAGUCCUAUAAUAUACACACAGUGUCCACGGCUAUUCUCCACUCUGCAGAUGUCCGCUGUCCCUUUUGUUCUCUGGUAAAUAUUUUUAUUUGUGUAUAUUUCACGGACGCUGUUUUACAGGUUAGUUACAUUGAUCACUGAACUUGCCAUAUAGUCACAAUUCAGUCAUUCUAGCAUCCCAGAAAAUGGUUUCAAACAACAGAAUGGCAACUUAUUUGAGAAUUAGUUGAUUAAUGUUUGAAUACAUUUCUGAACGUUUCAUUGGUUUAUUCAAAUGAAUUGAUUUAAUAAAGGCCUUGUAUGAUGCUUGUAAAGAUUCCUAAUAAAUGUGUUCCUAGUAA